CAAGAAAAACACUUUAUAGGAACUCAGUGAACAGAAACACUGACAGACAAAGUGUCGCAACUCGUCUUACUCCUGUUUUAAUCAAAGUUGAAGAGCUUCAUGUGUGUUUUUUGGUUCACUAAAACAGUCGGUAAAGUCUGCACACCCACUUUGAUCACUGUUGCAUGAGCAGCUUGCGUGUUCUUUUCUCCACGUUUUCUUUUUUGCCUUCCAUUUGCAUUGACGUUGGGAUAAAGUUCUCCCCAGACUUGGAUGAGACUCGUGAUGGCUGUUGUGUCACUAGUGUUCCUUCUGCUAGGAUCAGUACUGAGCCGGACUUCAGCUGACAAGGCUGGUGAAGUAGAGAAAGAGGACCAGCUGAGGAGCCGCUUGAAGGAAUAUGGUCUAGUCACUCCCUUCAGCACCGACUCUCAUGGACAUUAUCUGUCACACCUGCUCUCAGCCAGUCACAAGCAGCGUGUCAAGAGGGAGGUGUUUCUUUCUGAUGAAUCUGACCAGAGACUUUUCUUCAACAUCACCGCCUUUGGGAAGGAAUUUCACCUGCGCCUGCGCCCUAAUAAUCAACUGGUGGCACCGGGGGCCAUGGUUGAGUGGCAUGAUGAAGUUCAGGGCUUCGGGAACACUGGCAACAUUACUGAUGGUGAUUUGGCUAACCACACUGAAACCAGCAACCAGACAGAGAGAAUACUGCGUCGGGAGCUGCUAAAGACUGACUGCACCUUCAUUGGUGACAUCACCGAUGUCCCUGGGGCCUCGGUUGCCAUUAACAACUGUGAUGGUCUGGCUGGGAUGAUCCGCACUGACUCAGAUGAGUACUUCAUCGAGCCUCUGGAGAGAGGAACCCAAGAGCUGGAAGACCAGGGCAGGGUUCAUGUGGUGUACCGCAGGUCGGCGCUGCUCCAGGCCCCUCCUCACAUGUCAGUUGACUACCAGCUACAAGAAGCGGAACUAGAAGUACCCAGGACUCUGGACUCUGUGGUCAAGCAGGUCAAUGAGACCAUCCAGCACCGCCGCCGCCGUGAUGCUGGGGAGGACGACUACAAUAUCGAAAUCCUGCUGGGAGUAGAUGACUCAGUUGUUCGUUUUCAUGGCAAGGAGCAUGUGCAAAACUACCUUCUCACUCUGAUGAAUAUUGUCAACGAGAUUUACCAUGACGAGUCUCUGGGAGUCCACAUCAACGUGGUCCUGGUCAGGAUGAUCAUGCUGGGGUAUGCCAAGUCCAUUAGCCUUAUUGAACGAGGCAACCCUUCCCGGAGCUUGGAGAAUGUGUGCCGCUGGGCAUUUGUGCAGCAGAAAGGUGACCCUGAUCACGCAGAACACCAUGACCACGCCAUUUUCCUCACUCGCCAAGGCUUUGGUCCUACGGGCAUGCAGGGUUAUGCUCCAGUCACGGGAAUGUGCCACCCAGUCCGGAGCUGCACACUCAACCAUGAAGACGGCUUCUCCUCUGCCUUUGUAGUGGCUCAUGAGACCGGACAUGUGUUGGGCAUGGAGCACGAUGGCCAGGGCAACCGCUGUGGAGAUGAGACUGCUAUGGGAAGUGUGAUGGCUCCUCUGGUGCAGGCAGCUUUCCAUCGAUACCACUGGUCCAUGUGCAGUGGACAGGAACUAAAGAGAUACAUCCAUACUUAUGACUGUCUGCUGGAUGACCCAUUCAAACACGACUGGCCACAGCUUCCUGAACUUCCUGGCAUCAACUACUCCAUGGACGAGCAGUGUCGAUUUGACUUUGGAGUGGGCUAUAAAAUCUGCACAUCAUUUCGUACAUUUGACCCAUGUAAGCAGCUGUGGUGCAGUCACCCAGACAACCCCUACUUCUGCAAGACCAAGAAAGGCCCACCUCUCGAUGGGACAGAGUGUGCUCCUGGGAAAUGGUGCUACAAAGGUCACUGCAUGUGGAAAAACCCUAAUCAAGUCAAACAAGAUGGGGCCUGGGGUUCAUGGAGCAAAUAUGGCUCCUGCUCACGCUCUUGUGGAACUGGAGUUCGCUUCAGGAUGAGACAGUGUAACAACCCAGCGCCUUCCAAUAGCGGUCAGGACUGCCCUGGAGUAAACUAUGAAUAUCAGCUCUGCAACACUGAUGACUGCCCCAAACACUUUGAAGACUUCAGAGCCCAGCAAUGCCAGUUACGCAAUUCCCAUUUUGAAUUUCAAAAUGCCAAGCAUCAUUGGCUGCCCUAUGAGCAUCCUGAUGCCAACAAGAGAUGUCAUUUGUAUUGCCAGUCAAAGGAGACAGGGGAUGUGGCAUACAUGAAACAGUUGGUGCAUGAUGGGACACGGUGCUCCUACAAGGAUGCCUACAGUAUCUGCGUGCGUGGAGAAUGUGUGAAAGUUGGCUGCGACAGAGAAAUUGGCUCAAACAAAGUUGAGGACAAAUGUGGUGUUUGCGGCGGGGACAACUCCCACUGUCGUACUGUCAAAGGCACCUUCAGUCGGACACCAAAGAAAGCUGGUUACCUUAAGAUGUUUCUCAUUCCUCCUGGAGCUAGACAUGUGAUCAUUCAAGAACAUGAGGCAUCCCCUCAAAUUCUUGCCGUCAAGAACCAGGCCACAGGACAUUACAUUCUCAAUGGAAAAGGAGAAGAGGUCAAAUCCAAAACCUUCAUUGACUUGGGUGUGGAGUGGCACUACAGUAUCGAGGAUGACGUGGAGGCUCUACACACGGAUGGACCCCUGCAUGACCCUGUGGUGGUUCUGAUUAUACCCAAGAAUAAUGAAACACGAUCUACUUUAAUGUACAAGUACAUCAUCCAUGAAGAUUCUGUACCUAUCAACAACAACAAUGUUAUUCAAGAGGACACAUAUGAGUGGGCCCUGAAGAACUGGUCUCCAUGUUCCAAGCCUUGUGCCGGAGGGUUUCAGUAUACAAAGUAUGGAUGUCGGAAGAAGGGAGACACCAAGAUGGUCCACCGAGGCUACUGUGAUACAAAUAAGAAGCCCAAACCCAUCCGCAGAAUGUGUAACCUUCAAGACUGCACACAGCCACAGUGGAUUUCAGAUGAAUGGGAGCAUUGUACCAAAACCUGUGGCAGUCUGGGUUUUCAGAUCCGAACAGUGCGCUGUGUUCAGUUUCUUCAUGAUGGUACAAACCGCUCCAUUCAUAGCAAAUACUGCAGUGGAGAGAAACCAGAAAGCCGGAGGCCCUGCAACCGGGUCCCCUGUCCUGCACAGUGGAGAACUGGAGCAUGGUCAGAGUGCUCUGUAACCUGUGGUGAGGGGAUGGAGAGGCGUCUGGUCACUUGUCGGAUUGGAGAUCAGUGCAGUGGAGAAAAACCUGAAACUGUGAGACCAUGCAGAACAGGCCCCUGCCAUGAUGAGCCAUGUAAUGGAGACAAAUCCAUCUUUUGCCAAAUGGAGGUCCUAGCACGUUAUUGCUCCAUCCCAGGCUACAACAAGCUGUGCUGCGACUCCUGCAGCAAGCGCAAUGGAGCUCUAUCUUUGUUUUCUGAGGCAGCUGAGACCGAAGAGUAUGUUCGCUUUGGAUCUGCAUCCCAGCUGCUGGAGACCCUGGCAGCCUCUCAGACAGCCAAUGGCACUCACAGUAGUAAACGAAGAUCAUCCAAAGGGUUGGCCACAUCAGGCAGUGCAGUGAGACACAGCACCACCCCUGCCCCACUCAAGAAAAACCCAUCAAAGAUCACUACAGCACUGAGGCGGGUUCCACGGCAGCUAGGUCCUCCAGAGGGCCACAGUCGGUGGCCAACAGCGUAUUCAGAAGUGGAGAGAUGAGUGAUGCCCUUCCCCAGCAGGACUGUAAUGUACAGUAGAUAGUUCAGCUUCAUCCUGAGUCUUGUCACACCAAAAGCACAGAGAGAAACAAAGAAAGAGAGAAAAGUGCUGGUUCACUUUGUUUUUAGCCCUAAAAUUGACUUAAAUAUCAGAGAGAGGGAGUAUUUGGACUGAUACAGCCAUAUUGAUUUGCUUUCACACUUUAGAUUUAGUGAAGAACAAAAAUCCUUAUUAAUUUCAAGUACAGGGACACAUCGUACAAAGGGAAUUUUCACGUGUCAGAUUCAAAGACAGUGUUGGUUUGGUAGUAUGGGGAGACAGUGAUACUUAGAUUCUGGGCCAGUAGCAAUGAUUAAAAUAAUUUGAUGGACAUCCCAUGGCAAUAGGUGUUGGUGUACUUUGUUUUCAUGUUGUUUUGAUGCUAACUGCUAAUGCGCUUAACCCCUAUCAGGCUAUCACACGUUUCCACUUUUAUUGCUUUUAUAAAUGGAAUCAUAUUCAGUGUAAUUUGACAACUAAACCAACCAAAAAACCCUUCAAAUAAUUAUUUAGCUGAUACAUGUUUGGCUACAGUCAUUCUGUGUGGAUAGGUCUGUACAUAUGGAUAUUGCAAUUUUACUCCAUUCAUCUUUGCAAAACAGCUCAAGCUCUAAAGGUUUUUUCAAGUCCAGCCACAAAUUAUCUAUUGAGGUCUAGGCUUUGACUCAACACUCCAAAACAUUCACCUUGUUGUCUUUAAACUAUUUCUGUCUGUGUUUCACUGUAUGCUUUGGAUCAUUGCCUUGACAGAAAACAAAAUUGUAGUUCUCUUGCAGUUUGAAUCAGAUUGCCCUCCAGGAUUUCCCUAUAAUUUACCCCAUUCAUUUUACCCCUAUAUUUAUAAGCCUUCCGGGGUCUGCUCCCCAGAAGCAUCCUCACAGCAUGAUCCCACCAUGCUUCAUGGUGGAGUAGGGUGUUUGUAGUGAUGUGUAGUGGUUAGUUUUCAUCAAACAUAACUCAUCUAGUUUGAUGGGGAAAUACCCCAUUUUCAUCUCAUCAGACCUUCUUACAGUUGAGAUCUCCCGCAUGCUUUUGGGUGAAUUCUAGUUGGGGGUCAUAGGUGUCUUGAUGGCCUCCCUCACAAGGCUGUUCCUUGUCAAGUCAUUGUACAGAUGAAAAGGUGCAGCGAUAUAUGUUGAUAUCCAUUGUCUGACUGACAUUUUCUCUGAGCUGGUUGGAGUGUCCUUUUGUCUCCAUGGUGAAAUUGUAGCCAAUAAUAUUGAUCAACCUUAAAUAUCUAUUUAAGGACCUUAAAUAUAUAUUUCACUUUGAUACUAGUCUUUUAUUGUAAAUUCUUGUCAAAAA
Sphaeramia orbicularis (orbiculate cardinalfish) is the source of this 5073-nucleotide messenger RNA. RefSeq names its product ADAM metallopeptidase with thrombospondin type 1 motif, 3 (gene adamts3). The coding region runs from base 253 to 3729 and encodes 1158 amino acids. Lineage: Eukaryota; Metazoa; Chordata; Actinopteri; Kurtiformes; Apogonidae. Gene Ontology annotation, biological process: extracellular matrix organization; proteolysis. Gene Ontology annotation, cellular component: extracellular matrix. Gene Ontology annotation, molecular function: metalloendopeptidase activity. The record is from RefSeq and is a predicted model, not a curated record. The transcript has 22 exons.